AUGGCUAGGUCCUUAAGUUGCUUUUUCCUCAGUUUGUUCACACUUAUACAUUUCGCUUGGGGUUGCUUCAAAUAUACCUGUAAGACUUCAGAACAAGCGUUUCUACCAGAAACUUGCAUUUAUAAUGACAAUUUAACUGAUACUUACUAUUCACGAAAAUGCUCAGACUCAAAGUAUCAGUGUUUCCCAGAUCAAGCAUCUUCAUAUCAACUUAACUACAGUUGUUCCUUACCAACUUCGCAAACUUACUCUAACUAUCCUGGAGUAUUUUGUAAGACUUCAGAUGAUUGUUCUUACUCUCUACCUUGUAAAGAUGGAGUUUGCGUAGGAACUCCUAAAGGCGGAGAGUGCACAGCUGGCGGAAUGUUCAGGAACUUAUUGCAAAAACAACAUCUGCGUUCCACAAAUCAAAAUUGGUGAGAGUGGCUGCACAAAAGGUAG
Messenger RNA from Blepharisma stoltei, 441 nucleotides. NCBI's taxonomy places the organism in Eukaryota, Ciliophora, Heterotrichea, Heterotrichida, Blepharismidae. The record is from the annotation of a GenBank genome assembly.